Myotis daubentonii (Daubenton's bat) is the source of this 991-nucleotide messenger RNA. RefSeq names its product aminocarboxymuconate semialdehyde decarboxylase (gene ACMSD). The record is from RefSeq and is a predicted model, not a curated record. Gene Ontology annotation, molecular function: hydrolase activity; carboxy-lyase activity. Gene Ontology annotation, biological process: secondary metabolic process. Gene Ontology annotation, cellular component: cytoplasm; cytosol. Lineage: Eukaryota; Metazoa; Chordata; Mammalia; Chiroptera; Vespertilionidae.
CUGAGCAGGCCUGUUGGCCAGGGCCUAAAGAUAGCUGUAAAGGGGCAAAGUAAAUCAAUUAACUCCAUGGUGUUCAUCUCUUGAUAUCAAAACUUCUUUCUUUACACGCUUCUCCUCUGAUCCUGUGGAGAUGAAAAUUGACAUCCAUAAUCAUAUUCUACCAAAAGAAUGGCCAGAUCUAAAAAAGAGAUUCGGCUAUGGAGGCUGGGUGCAGCUCCAACACCACAGCAAGGGAGAAGCGAAGAUGCUGAAAGACGGGAAGGUUUUCAGGGUGAUCCAAGAGAACUGCUGGGAUCCAGAAGUCCGUAUUAGAGAAAUGGACCAAACAGGAGUGACCGUGCAAGCCCUUUCCACAGUCCCCGUCAUGUUUAGCUACUGGGCCAAACCUCAAGACACGCUAGACCUGUGCCAGUUUUUAAACAACGACUUAGCUGCCACUGUAGCGAGGCACCCCAGGAGGUUCGUGGGCCUGGGGACGUUGCCCAUGCAGGCCCCGGAGCUGGCCGUCAAGGAGAUGGAGCGCUGUGUGAAGGAGCUGGGCUUCCCGGGGAUCCAGAUCGGCUCCCACGUCAACACGUGGGACCUGAAUGCGCAGGAACUCUUCCCUGUCUACGCAGCAGCUGAGAAGCUGAACUGUUCCCUAUUCGUGCACCCCUGGGACAUGCAGAUGGAUGGACGGAUGGCCAAAUACUGGCUCCCUUGGCUCGUAGGAAUGCCAGCAGAGACCACCACAGCCAUUUGCUCCAUGAUCAUGGGUGGAGUGUUCGAGAAGUUUCCUAAACUGAAAGUGUGUUUUGCACAUGGAGGUGGAGCCUUCCCCUUUACAGUAGGAAGAAUCUCCCAUGGAUUCAGUGUGCGCCCAGAUCUGUGUGCCCAGGACAAUCCAAUCAACCCAAGGAAGUACCUUGGUUCCUUUUACACAGACUCCUUGGUUCACGAUCCCCUGGCCCUCAAGCUGUUAACAGAUGUCGUGGGAAAGGAUAAAGUCAUU